Leptosomus discolor (cuckoo roller) is the source of this 991-nucleotide messenger RNA. The record is from RefSeq and is a predicted model, not a curated record. Lineage: Eukaryota; Metazoa; Chordata; Aves; Leptosomiformes; Leptosomidae.
GUAAUUCGGCUGGGGGCCACCCCUGUUAGCCUGAGCUUGCUCUCUGUCCAGGUUUAUGCUUCCUCUUCAGAGAAGGAGACUUCCAAAAAGGAGUUGCUGAAAAUUGAGGAGCUGUCACUCUACUCCUCUCCAGCUCGUGAGACUAAAUAUGUGGAGAAUCCACAAACCCAAUUGGAAGAGGGGGUUUCGCGUUUACGGCAUGUCAUGGAGCCAUAUACAGCCUGGUGUCAGGAUCUUUAUGCCAAAGCUAUGCCCAAAUUAGAAAAAGCUGUUGAGCAUGGUAGAGAGGGCUGUGAAUUUCUCCAAAACCCCCCUGCUGGAUUUUAUCCAAGGCUCGGUGUGAUAGGUUUUGCUGGAAUUGUUGGAUUGUUCCUUGCUAGAGGCUCAAAAAUAAAGAAGUUAGUGUAUCCCGCAGGUCUUAUGGGUAUUGGUGCCUCCAUGUAUUAUCCUCAGCAAGCGGUUGCUGUUGCAAAGGUUGCUGGUACACAGCUGUAUGACUGGAGUCUUCAGGGAUAUAUUGCUGUAGAAUCUCUUUGGAAGGAUAAUCCUAAGAAGAAGAAAUCUGGGGAAAAAAGUGGUAAGGGUGAUGCAGAUGGUGACAAGCCCCUGGAAGUCCAUGCCGCUUCAAACGAAAAGCGAGCCCAGAAGUAGAAUGUCAACUCGCUUGGUGUCAAACAGGUGAAUUAAAAAUAUAGAUAAGAGCAACAGUUUCCCAAGAAAAAGAGGAAAACCACCUGAAUCCAUUUUGAUUUUGAAUGUGACUAAUCUGCCUUCUGCCUCAGGAAAGACUGACGAUGUGCUGCUUGGGCUUCUGGUAUAGAAUCUGUGAAAGGACACUACGUAUUUUGGGUCAGUCUGGAAACCUUGUCCUCAGUUCUGUAGUGGGACUCAAGUCUGCCCAUGCUUGUCCCAUUGCAGGAUCAGCAAGUCUCAAAAUUCCUCAGUCUCUCAUUAAUUAUUUAUAUAUAAAAUUAAAUUCCAGUAACACAAA